Molecule: messenger RNA, 537 nt
Organism: Brassica napus (rape)
Lineage: Eukaryota; Viridiplantae; Streptophyta; Magnoliopsida; Brassicales; Brassicaceae
Product: glutathione S-transferase T3-like
Exons: 2
Coding region: 1-537 (178 amino acids)
Source: RefSeq, a predicted model, not a curated record
AUGGAAAACUCCACUUGCUUUGUAAACCUUUUAGCUAGCCAAGGGUGUGUUGAGCUUGACUCAUCGGAACCCCUUUGCUUUAACAGCCAAUGUUCCGAUGAGUCUACUGUCAAAGAGAGGAAGAAAUGGACACCAAAGGAGGAUAUAAUCCUCAUUGGUGCUUGGCUCAACACCAGCAAAGACCCUAUAGUCGGGAAUGAACAAAAAGCUGGUAAGUUCUGGCAGAGGAUUGUACAGUACUACAACUGCAGUCCUCAGCUGGUUGGGACAAUCCCAAGAGAACUUGGGCAAUGCAAGCAAAGAUGGGCUAGGAUCAAUGAUUUGGUGUGUAAAUUUUCGGGCUGCUACGAGAUGGCAUUGAGGGAGCAGAGGAGCGGGCAAAAUGACAACGAUGUGAUGAAGGCUGCUUUGGAUAUCUUCUACAAUGACCACGGCAGUAAGUUCAACUUGGAACAUGCGAGAGCGGUCGGGAGAAGCGCAAAGCAGUUGCUUCUGAUGCUCAAGGGUCAUUCGCGGAGCCAGAAGAAAGACCCAUAG